CCUGGGAGUGUGGGCCUUUGCCCAGGCUGGCUUAAGGCCGUCGGAUGUCUGUGCCAGCUGUCUCAUCCUCUGUUCACUAAAGUCUGUUUCCUCUAAAGGGUCCUUGAAAGGCUACGGAGUCCUAAUAUUUUCCCUGUUUGACAGAAGAGGAAAUGGAAUCCACACUGGGCGCGGGUCGCAGAACAGUGAGGAGGCUACGGGAUCCAGGCGCUUAGCCCCAGGACCCUGCGAGGGGGCGUGUGCGGACGGGGUGUGGGGACCCCCCCCCCCCCCCCGCUCGGCGAUAGUGCGGCCCGCCGGGCCCCGAGUGCGCGGCAGGAAGGGGGCGGCGAACCCUGGAAGGUUCCACCACAGGCUCUGGGGGAGGGCGGCUUCGAGUCGCAGCCUGAGCGGGACCCAGCGGCCCCUGGAGCGACGCGUCCCCGACCCCCGCGGGUAGAGCCCAGCCGUGGUCCCAGGAGAGAUUUACUGGGGGCCAGGCGCAGACUGGAAAGAUCAACAAGAGAGCCAUACAUGAGAAAAGAUGGGGCAGAGAUUUCCUGACCAAGCAGAGACAACCCAGAGUGCUUUUGGGCGUCUGUCAUCUGGUGGAAGCCAGGGUUUUGAGCCCUGGCCCAGCCCCUCCACCCCUCUGCCCCCCUGAUGUGACCAUGGGCUUUGGCAGUGACUAAGUGGCCACCCUCUACCCUUGUGGGUCAGUAGUAAUUCUCUACAGGACGUAGCAGCACUCCAGGCCAGCUCUGGGGAAGGUAAGAAGAGUCUCCCGUUCCUGGUUCUGAGGCAGCCAGCUUGGCUGGGGCAUAGGGGUCAAGGGAUAGACCCAAGGCCCUGAGCGAUCUUGGCUUCCCUAGUGUGGAUCAUGACCUUCACUUCAAUCCCUGAUUUGUAAAUGAUUGAUGCCCCCUCAGUCCUAUUGGGGCUCCUCUCUUGUGCAGCCUUGGCUGUGACGGCCCUCUGGCCAGCUCCUUACCCCCUCAGCAGCUGCUGCCCUGACCAUCACACCUCUGAAGAGGAGCACCAGGCCUCAGCUCCUGCCGGCAGGAGCACCCGAAUGCUGCACCCAGCCACCCAGCAGAGCCCGUUCAUGGUUGAUCUCCACGAGCAGGUGCACCAGGGACCUGUCCCUUUGUCCUACACAGUCACCACGGUCACCACCCAAGGCUUCCCCUUGCCUACAGGCCAACAUAUCCCUGGCUGCAGUGCCCAGCAGCUCCCAGCAUGCUCCGUGAUGUUCAGUGGGCAACACUACCCCCUCUGCUGCCUUCCACCCCCGCAGCUGAUCCAGGCCUGUACCAUGCAGCAGCUCCCUGUACCCUAUCACACCUACCCCCACCUCAUCUCCAAUGACCACUACAUCUUGCACCCUCCACCACCGGCCCCACCGCCCCAGCCUGCCCACAUGGCACCCCUUGGGCAGUUUGUAUCCCUGCAGACCCAGCAUCCACGUAUGCCCCUGCAGCGGCUGGAAAACGAUAUGGACCUUCGAGGGGACCAACACCCCUUAGGUAGCUUCACUUACUCCACGUCUGCUGCUGGUCCAGCCUUGUCCCCCUCAAUACCCCUUCACUACCUACCCCAUGACCCAUUGCACCAGGAGCUGUCCUUUGGUGUGCCGUACUCUCACAUGAUGCCACGAAGACUGAGUACACAGAGAUACCGCCUGCAACAGCCGCUGCCGCCGCCGCCACCACCCCCACCUCCACCAUCUUACUACCCCAGCUUCCUACCCUACUUCCUCUCAAUGCUGCCAAUGUCACCAACAACCAUGGGACCUACCAUCAGCCUGGAUCUCGAUGUGGAUGAUGUGGAGAUGGAGAAUUAUGAGGCCCUCCUGAACCUGGCUGAGCGGCUGGGAGAUGCCAAGCCCCGAGGCCUCACCAAAGCAGACAUAGAGCAACUGCCGUCAUAUCGUUUCAACCCUGACAGUCAUCAGUCUGAGCAGACACUGUGUGUGGUCUGCUUCAGUGACUUUGAGGUGCGGCAGCUGCUCCGAGUCCUCCCCUGCAACCAUGAGUUCCAUGCCAAGUGUGUUGACAAAUGGUUGAAGGCCAACCGGACCUGUCCCAUUUGCCGGGCUGAUGCCUCCGAGGUACCCAGGGAGGCUGAGUGAGGCUCCACAGCCACCCACAAGAACCCUGCCCAAAGCUCUGGAAACUGUGGGGAGGAGACAGGGUGGGGCCCAUGGAGGACCUGGAGGAAGGAACCCAGACCUGUCUCAGACUUCCCACCUGCAACUCCAGAGCUGGAGCCCAGGGUUAGCCCUGGAGAAGCCCCUGCAAUAAGCCCCUGCAUUUGCCAAGCUCCAAAGACUCUUUCUUUCCCCAAUCUGCCUGCCUGCCUGCCUGUCCGCCAUGGAGCUGCCUGGGUAUCCCCAACUCAGUCUGCCACAACUCAGUCUGCCACCCAUUUGCUCUUGGGUCCUUCCUGUUGCUCCUGUGUGGUGGCUGGUGUGAUCCCUGUCCCCAGGACAGAUGGACAAAGGAGUGGCCACUCGGUCAUCUGGUCUCCUGUACUGAAAUGAUGUACCCAUUGCCCAGGUGAUACUGCCACAUCUGUGAGCGAUUAGUAGCAGGAAGCUGUUUCCUAAGUCCUAGGGCUGAGUCCUCCUGUUUGACUCCAGACAGACUUAGGCAGCCAGCUCUACCUAGGCUGCUGUGCAGUGAGAGUCUGGCUCCCCAGGACCCUCACCCCAGGGACAGUACUCCAGCCCACACUCAGGCUGGAGGACAUCCCAGCCAGGCCCCUUGAGCAAAUGGGAUGGAGGCUCCAAGUUGGAUGUAUGUGUUUUACGGGGGUCUGAGCCAUGUUGGGCAGAGCGAGUGAGUCCCUGUGUUCCUGGUGGCUGCCCCUCUGCCAGUGAGUGUCAGACCCAUGCUUGAACUACUACCCCUCUGUCGUUUUGCAUGAAUGUGAGGAACAGCAGUUUUUGUUUAUUCAUUUGGCCCAAAGUUGUGUGUAGGAUUUGGGGGUGUGGAUAUUUAAGAGUUUCCUUUUUUUUUCGGUUUAAUGGGCAUGGGGUGGGGGCAUAGGGACCAACCAGGACCAAUGCCCAGGGGGCAGAGAAGGGUCAAGUUGUACAACCAGUCCUCAUACCAGUGUGUGACCGAGAUUGCACUGGGUGACUGGAGGUCACGGGGCAGGGUUGGGGGCUCUGUGCUAAGCUGAUAACUGCCAUGCACUGUACCGCACAUGUCCCUAGAGCCUACUGGGACCGUUCGCUUUUCAGGGCAUUUCUUCCUCUCCAGCCAGGGCCUAUCUCCCACCUGCCUGGGUGAAUCUCCUCCAAGGUCUGGAGGAGGCCCCUGUAAGGAUCUGGCUGAGUUCCCCACUCCCCUUCAGGUCCCAUUCCUUUCCUGCCCCAGCUGGGGUUGCCACCAUGAGACGAACUGCGUGUGGGGCCGGCACAUCCUAGCAGGCAGCCAUUGGCGCCUGCUGCCUCAGGGAUGCUCCAACCACCCUCGUUCUCCUGCAGCAGCCCUGGCUCCCUGCCCCCACCCCACCCUGCCAGAGGGCCCAUUGGCCUGGUCCCACCCCACAAGAACCCAAAGUCUUACUGUAUAUAACUCCAGGUGAUGUUUCUAUAUUUAUAGCAGUGUUGAAAACCCAUGUGUUUUACACAAAAAACCACCUUCUCCAGCCCCGGUCUCUUCCUCACCCCAGUGAAAGGUUUUCAAACCCUUGCGAUUUCUGGGGCAGCAGAAUCGGCUUAUGGAUUGUGUCGGCUGCAGCAAUGAUUCCAGCAAGCAGCUAUUGGGGAAGUACACUUUUUUUUUAAGAAAAAAAAAAUCAUUAAAAAAAGAUUUAUGAGACAAUUAUUAAGGAUGUUUGUGAUUUGCCGAGCUUGCUAUAGAUGCCAUGUUACCAAUGAUUUCCUGUGGUGGGGGCUUGGCAUUGUUUACUCUUUUAUUUACCAACUUCUGGCCUAGGCAUGACAGUGGGCACCUUCCCCCAGCACUGGCUGGGCCCAGCGCCUGUGUUCUGUGUUAAAAAGGUUAUAUAUAUAUAUAAUUACAUAUAUAUAUAUAUAUAUAUACAUAUAUAUAUAAAUGUAAUUUGGGGGGCCCUGUUCCUUGCACAUUUUACAGUUACCUCAUUUUUCCCAUGUGUGUAUUUGAGAAAAUGCUAAUAUAUAGAGAAAAAAAUGGUUCUUAAAGCUUAAAUGUGUGGUUUUUUCCAUUCCAUUGGAUUCGCAUUGGUUUGUAGCAUUUAACAUAACUAGUAUGUUGUAUUAUAUAUGUGUAUACUGAUUGAAAUUUUUAACAGAUUUGUACUUUUUUUAAAAUGAAAGUUGCUAGUUCUGCUUGACCAAGUAGUGCAAUCAUUAUUUUUUUUAAUAUUGUUGCUGAUUUCAGAGGGAUAUUCACUAAUAAAUGUAUGAUGUAUACCAAG
Messenger RNA from Nannospalax galili (Upper Galilee mountains blind mole rat), 4389 nucleotides. RefSeq names its product ring finger protein 44 (gene Rnf44). The record is from RefSeq and is a predicted model, not a curated record. The transcript is spliced from 11 exons. The coding region runs from base 890 to 2110 and encodes 406 amino acids. Lineage: Eukaryota; Metazoa; Chordata; Mammalia; Rodentia; Spalacidae.